Messenger RNA from Exserohilum turcica Et28A, 984 nucleotides. RefSeq names its product polysaccharide lyase family 1 protein. Gene Ontology annotation, molecular function: pectate lyase activity. The coding region runs from base 1 to 984 and encodes 327 amino acids. The transcript has a single exon. Lineage: Eukaryota; Fungi; Ascomycota; Dothideomycetes; Pleosporales; Pleosporaceae. The record is from RefSeq and is a predicted model, not a curated record.
AUGAGGUUCUCGCUCUGUUCUCUCGGCCUCAUGGCCGUUUCCGCUCUGGCAGCGCCGAAGCCAUGGCUGAACCUUCGCGGGACAUCUGGUGUGGCAAAUGGCAGUGCAUCUCUGGAAGACGUUGCAACCACUGGCUUCGCAACCACCAAUGGAGGCACCUCGGGCGGCAAGGGAGGCAAGAAAAUCGAGGUCUCUACUCUUGAUGCCCUUAAAAAGGCUGUCACGGGCAAUGACCCAGCUAUUGUCCUCAUCACCGGGCCCAUUACUGGAAGCAAGGACAACAUCAAGAUUGGCAGCAACAAGUCGGUCAUUGGAAAGGACUCAUCCGUCGUCCUCACCGACUUUACCCUGACCGUUAAGGAAUCGAAAAACGUCAUCAUCCGCAACGUAAUCAUCAAGAAGGUCGUAGGCGGCGAUGCCGUUGCCAUCCAAAAAGCAAAGAACGUCUGGAUCGACCACGUCGACGUGUCGUCUGACCGCACGCACGGCAAGGACUACUACGACGGGCUAAUCGACAUCACGCACGGAGUCGACUUUGUCACCGUAUCCAACAGCUACCUGCACGACCACUGGAAGUGCUCGCUCGUGGGGCACUCGAACAAGAACGCCGCCGAGGACAAGGGCCACCUGACCGUCACUUACAACAAUAACUACUGGAGCCGCAUCCACUCGCGCGCCCCCUCGAUCCGCUUCGGAACCGGCCACAUGUACAACAACUACUACGAGGACGUCGUUGAUAGCAUCAAUACCCGCAAAGGCGCUCAGGUCCUCGUCCAGAACAACGUCUGGGUCAAUGCCACAAGGGCCCUGUUCACCGUCAAUGACGGCUAUGCCGUCGCGUCUGGAAACGACUACGGCGGCGCAAAAGCAAAUGCCCCCAAGGGCACUUUUACCAAACCCCCGUAUGACGUGCCUCAGCUCCUUGCUGCGAGCGACGUCAAGGCCGCUGUUGUCGGAACUGCCGGUGCGACGCUUAAAUUCUAG